Messenger RNA from Symbiodinium sp. CCMP2592, 6210 nucleotides. Lineage: Eukaryota; Dinophyceae; Suessiales; Symbiodiniaceae. The record is from the annotation of a GenBank genome assembly.
AUGGAGGGCAUGGAGGUGUUUGGGAGCCGCCCUCUCGCUCCUGUGCUGUUUGCGCUGGCGGCAUGCCAGCCACAGUGGAGAAAGGGCCGAUCGAAGGCAGUGCGCCUGGGUGCUUGCUGGCUCGUUGUCUGUUUCGUGCUGGGCCUGGCGGCUUGCGGGCCGCCCUGGUGGAGGAAGGGCCGGCCGCGGAAGCUGCACCGCAGCUAUUCCGAAGUCGAGCUGUUGUCCCAUCUGGCGGAGCUGCUGAUGCCGCGGCAACCCAUCAGCAGGCUCUUUCGAGACUUUCCUGUAGGGCCGCACUGGCUGAGCCCGGGCAUAGCUGCCUUUGGCGUGCUGGAGGCGGAGGCUGCCGCUCUGUUCGUCGAGUACCAAGGAACCGACAGGCACCCGGAUGUGCAGCCUGGCAGUUGGGACGAGCUCAAAGCGCAAGCUCUGCUUCAAUAUGCGCCCAAGGGCUCGUGCCUGCUGCGAAUAGGCCACAAAGAGCGUGACUUGACCAAGACCGACAGUUCGGUGGAUGCGAUCGUGAAUGUGUGGCGCGAAGGGCAUGAGCGGUCACUGAUGAAUGUUGUGAGCCAAACCGUCUGGGCCAUGCUGAGUAGCCGCGAAAUCGUGCUUCGAGAGGAUGUUCGCCGGCGUCUAGAUGCCUUUGAGAUCUUUGAGGUCACCGAGCCGAAGCCAAGAUUUAAAAAGGCACGCAAGUUUGCCCGCAAGGCAAUGCUCAUCAACGACGUCCAGACAGAAAAGGCUGCUGUGCUUGGCUUUUUGGACGGGGAUCUGGGUCUUUCAAAGUCCCAGAUCAAGGCUUUAGCGAGCAAGUUUCCGCGAAUCUGGGGCAUCAGCGUAGACGGUAAGUUGAAGCCGCUGGUGGGGUGGCUUGGGGAACUCGGUCUGACCCGAAAGCAGAUGGCUAAAGCCAUUUGCUUGUCUCCUGCACUCUUGUACAGCAGCAUUGAGGAGAAACUAGCUCCAGCUCCGGCGCCGCCGUCUCUGCGAUGCGAUGAGCGGAGGGGCCGUCCGAGGAAAAGGCACCGCAGCUAUGCGGAGGUGGAGCUGCUGUCCAGGCUGGCGGAGCUGCUGAUGCCGCAGCAGCCAAUCGGCAACCUUUUUCGGGACUUCCCGGCAAGGCCCUCGCAGGAGCCGCAAAUGCUCAGCCCGGGCAUCGCGACGUUCGGCGUGCUGGAGCAGGAGGGCGCAGCCCUCUUCGUCGAGUACGAUGGAAGCGAUGGGCAUAGGGAUGCAGAGGAUGGCAAGGAGGCCGAGCUUAAGACGAACGCUCUGCUCCGAUACUCGCCCAAGGGCUCGCAGGUGCUGCGAAUAUCCCAUGCGGCGCGAGUGGACUCCGGAAGGGCUGCACAGUGCGUGGAUGCCAUCGUCAAUGUGUGGCGGGAAGGGCAUGAGCCGUCGCUGACAAAAGCUGUGAGCCAGACCGUCUGGGCCAUGCUGACUAGCCGCGAAAUCGUGCUUCGAGAGGAUGUUCGCCGGCGUCUGGAUGCCUUUGGGGUCUCCGAACCGAAACCAAGAUUCAAUAAGGCGAGCGAGUUUGCAAGCAAGGCAGUGGUCAGAGACGUCGAGGGGCAGAAGGCCAACGUGCUUGCUUUUUUGGAAGAGGAUUUGGAUCUCUCCCGCCCCCAAAUCGAGGCAUUGGCCAGGAAGUGUCCAACAACCUUCUGGGGCAUUAAUGUCGAUGGCAAGUUGAAGCCGAUGGAGGUGGCCAAGGUCAUUGCUCGCUUGCCUCAAGUGUUCGGAUACAGCAUUGAUGCCAAGCUGAAGCUCACUGUAACGUGGCUGGAGAAGGUCGGGCUGACCCGGUCGGAGGUGGCAGGAGUCAUUGCAACUUUCCCACAAGUGCUCAGCCUCAGCAUCGAGAACAAUCUCUCUCCGAAGCAUCUCUUCUUAUUGGAACACUUCUCCCGUGACGAAGUCCGAGAUAUGAUCCUGUAUCUUCCUGCGCUACUGGGCUAUGGCUUCUCUCGGCUCCGCCAUCGCCUACACGUGCUGCAGAAGCACGAGGCUGUGUCAAGGCUGGCUUCCGCCAUGAGCUUGACGGAUGCUCGCUUUGCGGACGCCGGCAGUCUUACGACCAGAGCCGUGGCCUUGGCGCGGGAGAAACCAUGUCGGUAUGCCAACGCGAAGCCCAAGAUGGCCUUGCUUGAGGAAGCAGGUCUGCAGAAGGAGCAACUUGGCGUGACGACGAACUCAGUGACGGAGGUGUUUUCAAGCCACUUCUCCAGUGUCGCUGCGUCGCCCUUGCCUGAUCCUGCUGGAGUUGUGAUUGCUUGUCGAGCGAAGUUUGACGAUCCCUCGCUGCAAGAGCGUGCGAGAAAGGACCACGCCUUGGUGUCUUCACCUGGGCAAGAGCAAGGUGAAGUCCUGAAUUUACCAGGCAUCACUGCACUCUCCGUGAAUGCCUUUGCUGCUCUUGGCUUCAGCAUUGGCAUGUCCUUUCCUCCGAAAGUUGGCAGAUGGCGAUCGAAGUUUUUGACGGGGGUAGAGCGUUCUCACUCGCCUGUCCUCGCUAUCGCAGCCUUUCACAACAUUGAGAGGCGCCUGGGAGCUGUUUCUUGGCUCCUCGGCUGUCUCGCGCUUGGCUUGGCAGCUUGUGUGCCACCAUGGUUAGUGGAGGGCCGACCGAGACCGAGGGCAUUGUGCGGCGAGCAUCAGUGCAGUUUAGCGGCAUCUCAAGCCGAUCGAGGCCUUGAUCCCGCGCGGAAGUUUUCGACUCAGUCAGCGCUCACCAGCAACUUCAAGGCCAAGGAGACCGAUGUGAUGGGUUUCUUGGAAAGGGAGCUGCAGCUUUCAGUAGCAGCAAUCCAGGCAAUGGAAAACAGGUAUCCAAGCAUCUGGGGCAUCAGCAUCGAGAACAAGCUGAAGCCCACAUUGGUCGCGAAGAUCGUUUCCAUUUUCCCUCAAGUGCUCAGCCUCAGCAUCAAGACCAACCUAUCUCCCAAGCAUCUCUUACUGCGCGAGCACCUCUCUGAUGUGGAAGUCCGCGAUCUGCAGUCCAGCUUCCUGCGCUUGGAGCACUACUUUCGGUUUCUGCUUCCCUUGGCCUUGGCUCUCGCUGCAUCCAGCGACUCGGCCCUGCUGCCUGUGGCCAAAGUCGUUGCUGGCUUUCCUGCAGUGUUGAGCAACAGCAUCGAGAAUAAUCUGUCACCAAAACUUAUGCUUCUGCGACAUUUUUUCUCCAAAGCGGACAUUUGCUCCAUGAUUGUGUACCUUCCGCAGAUGCUCAGCCUCAGCUAUGCUCGUCUGUUCCAUCGAGUUCAAGUGCUGCAGGACUAUGACUGCUUGUACAAGCUAGCGAGGGUGAUGGCCUUGACUGAUGUGAAGUUUGCCCGGCGAUUCCCAAGAGGCAUUGCGGCAAUGUCUGUGGGCCUUGCGCAAGUGAAAAGAGGCGCAUCUCCCGGCAGGCAGGGCCGGCCGAGGACGGUGCACCGAAGCUUUGCGGAGGUGGAGCUUCUGUCUCGUGUGGCGGAGCUGUUGAUGCCAGGGGAGCCCAUCGGAGAGCUCUUUCGAGACUUCCCAGUGGAGCCCUCCGACGCGUGGGGCGUGCGCUGGCUGUGCCCCGACGUGACUUUGUUUGGGGUGUUGAAGGACGAGGAUGCAGCUUUGUUCAUCGAGUACGACGGGUAUCAUGGACAUUAUGAUGCACGAGGGCAGAAAGGGGACGAGCGCAAGACGAACGCUUUGCUUGACUAUGCACCCCCGGGCUCUUGCGUUCUUCGGAUAGGCCAUGCAGCUCGUAGCUUGACAGAGAGGACGAAUUCGAAGCAAGUAGUCGUAGACACAUGGUCUGCAGGCCAAGGGUGGAGAUUGAUGCAUGUUGUGCGACAAGUUGCGCGAGCCCUGCUUGACAAUUGGGGAAACGUACUUCGAGAGGAUGUGUGCGAGCAUCUCGACAAAAUUGUGGAAACCGAACCUUCGCCAGAUCAGCAUCAUGCCAGCAAGUUUGCGAGUGAGGCUCCGCUCACCAGCGACAUCGAGACCAAGAAGACCGGAGUGAGUGCCUUCUUGGAGAAGGAGCUGAAGUUCUCGAAGAAAGGAACCCAGGCUUUGGCAAGCAAGCAGGGCCGGCCGAGGACGGUGCACCGAAGCUUUGCGGAGGUGGAGCUUCUGUCUCGUGUGGCGGAGCUGUUGAUGCCAGGGGAGCCCAUCGGAGAGCUCUUUCGAGACUUCCCAGUGGAGCCCUCCGACGCGUGGGGCGUGCGCUGGCUGUGCCCCGACGUGACUUUGUUUGGGGUGUUGAAGGACGAGGAUGCAGCUUUGUUCAUCGAGUACGACGGGUAUCAUGGACAUUAUGAUGCACGAGGGCAGAAAGGGGACGAGCGCAAGACGAACGCUUUGCUUGACUAUGCACCCCCGGGCUCUUGCGUUCUUCGGAUAGGCCAUGCAGCUCGUAGCUUGACAGAGAGGACGAAUUCGAAGCAAGUAGUCGUAGACACAUGGUCUGCAGGCCAAGGGUGGAGAUUGAUGCAUGUUGUGCGACAAGUUGCGCGAGCCCUGCUUGACAAUUGGGGAAACGUACUUCGAGAGGAUGUGUGCGAGCAUCUCGACAAAAUUGUGGAAACCGAACCUUCGCCAGAUCAGCAUCAUGCCAGCAAGUUUGCGAGUGAGGCUCCGCUCACCAGCGACAUCGAGACCAAGAAGACCGGAGUGAGUGCCUUCUUGGAGAAGGAGCUGAAGUUCUCGAAGAAAGGAACCCAGGCUUUGGCAAGCAAGUUUCCAAGAAUUUGGGGCAUCAGCAUUGAGCGCAAGCUGAAACCUCUUGUUGGGUGGUUCGAGGAUGUUGGGCUGAGCCGACAACAGGUGGCCAAGGUCGUGGCCGGCAAGCCUCAAGUGUUGGGCUGCAGCAUCGACGGCAAUCUGAAGCCCACAGUGGCGUGGCUCGAGGAUGUUGGGCUGAGCCGACAACAGGUGGCCAAAGUCGUUGCUGGCUUUCCUUCCGUGUUGGGCUACAGCAUCGACGGCAAUCUGAAACCCACAGUGGCGUGGCUCGAGGAUGUUGGGCUGAGCCGACAACAGGUGGCCAAAGUCGUUGCUGGCUUUCCUUCCGUGUUGGGCUGCAGCAUCGACGGCAAUCUGAAGCCCACGGUGGUCUGGCUCGAAGAUGUUGGGCUGAGCCGACAACAGGUGGCCAAAGUCGUUGCUGGCUUUCCUUCCGUGUUGGGCUACAGCAUCGAAGUCAAUCUGAAGCCCACGGUGACCUGGUUCGAGAAUGUUGGGUUGAGCAGACAACAGGUGGCCAAAGUCGUUGCUGGCUUUCCUCAAGUGUUGGGCUGUAGCAUCGACGGCAACCUGAAGCCCACAGUGGCAUGGCUCGAGGAUGUUGGGCUGAGCCGACAGCAGGUUGCCAAAGUCGUUGCUGGUCACCCUCAAGUCUUGGGCUGCAGAAUCGAGGGCAAUCUGAAGCCCACAGUGGCCUGGCUCGAGGACGUUGGGCUUAGCCGACAGCAGGUUGCCAAAGUCGUUGCUGGCUUUCCUCAAGUGCUGGGCUGCAGCAUCGACGGCAAUCUGAAGCCCACAGUGGCGUGGCUUGAGGAUGUUGGGCUGAGCCAACAACAAGUGACCAAAGCCGUUGCUGGAUUUCCCCAAGUGUUGGGCUACAGCAUCAACGGCAAUCUGAAACCGACAGCAGUCUGGCUCGAGGAUGUUGGGCUGAGCAGACAGCAGGUGGCGAAAGUCGUUGCUGGCUUUCCUCAAGUGUUGGGCUGCAGCAUCGACGGCAAUCUGAAGCCCACAGUGGCGUGGCUCGAGGAUGUUGGGCUGAGCCGACAACAGGUGGCCAAAGUCGUUGCUGGCUUUCCUUCCGUGUUGGGCUGCAGCAUCGACGGCAAUCUGAAGCCCACGGUGGUCUGGCUCGAAGAUGUUGGGCUGAGCCGACAACAGGUGGCAAAAGUCGUUGCUGGUCACCCUCAAGUCUUGGGCUACAGCAUUGCCAACAACCUGUCGAAGAAGCUUUUCCUUCUGCAGCAGCGUUUCUCAAAAGAGGACGUUUGCUCCAUGAUUGCGUACCUUCCGCCUCUGCUUGGCUUUAGCUACGCUCGCCUGUGUCAUCGCCUGAACGUUCUGCAUGAGCAUGACUGCCUUAACAAGCUUGCGAGAGUGAUGGCGCUGACUGAACCGAAGUUUGCCCGGCGGUUCCCACCUUUGCAUCGCCGCAAGCGAACUUCGUCCAGGAGAGGUGGACCUGUUAGCCCACCGUCUUGA